UUGGCUGUACGAAAUAACGUAGACAAAUGGCGGCUGUGUAGGUCAGUGGAGAGUUUGUCGUCGUUGCAAUACACCCAAAAGGCUCAUCGACAAGUCCCCAUUUUUGGAUCAAAGAAAAGUCUCCUUAAUUGAAGAAGCUCGCCGGCGCCCAAAGACGGCUGAGUGGCCCAUGUAUCCGUCAAUUGCCCACUUUGUUGAAGAUGCAGAAUGUGGUACAGAAUUCUGCUUCUGAAAGUGUAGGGAACUGCGUGAAACAGCACGAGGUCGGGCAUCGUGCAUUGGCCAACCCAGCAGCAGCAGCCACCCCUGCGACGUCCGCUGCCAGUGCAAAGCCGAGCAAGCCUAGCCAAGGCAAUUCCGUCCCGAAGAGCAAUCACAACGCGGGCAGAAGCAACAACCACCCAACAUCAACUCAACUUCAUCAUCAGCCUCCACCUCCCAAUCUGAAUCACAAGACUGUUACUGUGACAGACCUAGCCAACUCUUGUUCAACAGCCCUAGCUACAGAGAUAGCUAUCCAGCAAGUCAAGCAGAGCCGAUCAUAUCAUCAAUAUAUGCCUGACUCUUCUGAUAGUGACAGUGACGACGUCCUUUCGGUGGAAUCUUUUUUUGUGGAGGAGUCGGAAGUGGAGGGCUGCGCGGACGACUGCCGAUGCCCCUCGACUUCGGCCUCGUCGCUGGACGCGCCGCGAUUCCUGCUGGCCGCCGCCGCCGCCGCUCAACACGACGGCCAUAGCAUCGGCGAACUACCCCGCAUCGAUCCCGACACUCAAGCCAGGAUCGAAGCUCUCCUCGAGGCUGCAGGAAUCGGCAAGCUGACUGGAGGAGACAGCAAACGACUCGGUGAUCAAGAAGUACUCAGUCGAUUAACUUCGAGCGUCUCUUGUGCGCUAGACGAAGCCGCCGCCGCCCUAACUCGUAUGCGCUCUGAAAACUCGAGCAAUUUUCAUCAAGAAGCCCGGUCGUUGGUGGAGGCCUGCACGGACGGCGACGUUUCCGCCGUGCGGCGUUUGCUAGACGAAGGACGUAGCGUUCACGAAACCACGGAGGAAGGCGAGUCAUUGUUGUCGCUGGCCUGUUCGGCCGGCUACUACGAACUGGCGCAGGUGUUGCUGGCCAUGCGGGCCAACGUGGAAGACCGGGGCGUCAAGGGCGACUGUACGCCGCUGAUGGAGGCGGCUUCGGCUGGUAACGCGGACAUUGUCCGCCUGCUGCUGGAGCACGGUGCCGAAGUCAACGCCCAGUCGUCUUCGGGCAACACGCCGUUAAUGUACGCCUGCGCCGGUGGCCACGAGGAGGUAGUUACCCUCUUACUGGAGGCCAGCGCCAACGUCGAGGACCAUAACGAGAACGGGCACACGCCGCUGAUGGAGGCCGCCUCGGCCGGCCACGUUGGCGUGGCCAAGAUCCUCCUGAACCACGGUGCUGGCAUCAACACGCACUCUAACGAGUUCAAAGAGUCGGCCCUGACGCUGGCCUGCUACAAGGGCCACCUGGAGAUGGUCCGAUUCCUCCUGGAAGCCGGUGCCGAUCAGGAACACAAAACUGACGAGAUGCACACGGCCCUUAUGGAAGCCUCGAUGGACGGCCACGUCGAGGUCGCCCGGCUCCUACUAGACUCAGGAGCUCAGGUCAACAUGCCGGCCGACAGUUUCGAGUCUCCCCUGACGCUGGCCGCUUGCGGUGGCCACGUCGAGCUAGCCAUGCUUCUCCUGGAACGCGGAGCCAACAUCGAAGAAGUCAACGAUGAAGGCUACACGCCUUUGAUGGAGGCUGCCCGAGAGGGACACGAGGAAAUGGUUGCGCUGCUUCUUAGUCAGGGCGCCGAUAUCAACGCACAGACUGAGGAGACGCAAGAGACGGCCUUGACUCUAGCCUGUUGCGGAGGCUUCUCCGAAGUGGCCGAUUUCCUCAUCAAGGCCGGUGCUGACAUCGAACUCGGCGCUUCUACACCACUCAUGGAAGCAGCGCAAGAAGGCCACCUUGAUCUGGUCCGUUAUCUUCUAGAAGCUGGCGCCAAUGUUCACGCUCAAACGGGAACAGGGGAUACUGCUUUGACUUACGCGUGUGAGAACGGACAUACGGACGUGGCUGAGUUGCUUCUGCAGUACGGCGCCGAUUUGGAACAUGCGUCUGAAGGAGGCCGUACACCUCUUAUGAAAGCCGCCAGGGCUGGUCACCUCUGCACCGUUCAAUUUCUCAUUGCUAAAGGAGCUGACGUUCAUAGGCAAACUACCAACAAUGAUCACACCCCGCUCUCUCUGGCUUGUGCCGGCGGUCAUUUGGCCGUGGUGGAGUUGUUGCUCCUCCACGGAGCCAACCCGUUCCACCGCUUAAAGGACAACUCUACGAUGAUCAUAGAAGCGGCCAAGAGCGGGCACACUCAAGUGGUGCAGUUGCUGCUCGACUAUCCCAGUUCCAUCCUGGUGACACCCGAUCAAGCCCAACUACCACCGGGCAUGAACUCAAGUGGCCAAGUGGUCCCUAUCGCAUCGGAGGAUUCGAUUGUUCCAUCACCUGCAGUAGUCACAGAUUCAGUUCCUACGCCGGCGCCGCGAGUGCCGCCCGUUGGAGGAGUGGCCACCACGACGGCCCCUGCACUGGGAGGACGACCUGAACCACAGGGAGCAGUUGCCGCUGCCUUAACCAGCCUUCUUCCGCCCAAUACCUCGCUGCCGGCCAUCGCAGCAUCUCUGACGCCUCUCCCCGCAUCGUCCAACAACCCAAAUCCGAGUGCGGGAGCAGGAAACCAUUCAAUCUCUACACUGGCGGCGGCCGCUCAGAAAAUGCUGACCAAGAAGCCGCUUGAAACAUCCUCCUCCUCUGCCCCCGUCGCUGCCGAAUCUGAACACCAACCUUCGGCAGGGACGAAGAACGCCGCACCACCUUCCUGUGAGCAUCCAUCUGGGGCCGUCACCUCGACGGCCAGUAUUUCCUCAGAAAGUAAACUGUUACCGGUCCGCUUCCCUCUAUCAGCCGAGGGGCUUUCAUUUGAGAAAUCACAAUUGGUAGAAGAAUUAGAGAAGAUCGAACGUGAAUUGCGAGAGAGAGCCCAAUGGUCAUCACAGGCCGGUAGCACGUCUGGCUCUCAGUCGAGUCAUAGUGCGGCUCUCAGCCCGGCAACGGCUGCUGCAUUGACGCAGAUGCUCAAUAUGGAUGUUGAAUUAAAUCGACCCGGCGGGAGUGGAAUGGGUGGCAGCACUCUACUGGGUCUGACCACACCGACACCCGUUAAUUUGGAAGACAUUGUUAAACUCCUUGAAGAGCUCCCUCCUCUUGAAUUUGAAUCUACCCGACCUUCACUCGCCCCACCUACAUCUGUGCCCAACCAGACUACGCCUUCCCCUUCAGUUCCUUCGAUCCUUCCACAGCCGGUGCAGCAGCAGCCGAGAGAGAGCGUCAUAGUCACGAACCCCAACGUUGUCGUCAGUAGCAGUUCCGCGCCCAGCACAAACGUCUCGAAUGCUGCGACGCCGGGUGCUGCCAUCUCACCGGCUUCACUACCCCCAGCCGAAAGACCCAAAGCCAAAGCAGUGAAGAAAGAAAACAAAAUUCUCAAGAAGCAGCAACAACAACAGCAGCAGCAGCAGCAGCAGCAGCAGCAACAACAACAACAACAACAGCAGCAGCAGCAGCAGCAGCAGCAGCAGCCAGUUCCCCAACAACAACAACAGCAACAGCCGCAACAGGCAUCCCAAAUUCAACAAGCACAUCAACAGCACUGGCUAGUUCCCGCUAAUGCUGUCCAACAGCAACAACAACAACAACAAUGCCAGCAAUUGCAGCAACUACAGCAACUCCAACAGCUUCAGCAGCUCCAGCAACUGAACCAACACCUUCAGCAGCAAGUGAUGCAACAGAGGCAUUUGAAGCAGCAAAACCAGGCCACUUUGGCCGCCCUGCAACAGAACGCCUUGCAGAACCAGGCGCAGUUGGCUGCGCUUCAGCAAAAUGUGGCGCAGCUUCAGCAGCUGGAGCAGCAAGUCUUGGCUCCGGCCUACACCGCCGGCGCCGCCCAGGGUCCAUCGGCGGCCGCGGCCACGGCUCAAUUCCAGCAGUGUGUCCAGCAGAUUCUCCAGCAAAAGCAGCAGCUCCAACAGCAGAUCCGCCAGUUUCAGCUCCAAGUUGAACAGCAGCUGGCCUUCCCUCAGCAGCAAAUCCCUCCUUUGUCUGCCGGGGCUGGUGGUGGAAGUGUUCAACCGACUACCGCCAGUCGAGUCGAAAGAAACAACCUCGAUGGCGAAGUUAUCGCGGACACGGCAGCCAUUGCAAAAUUUCCACCUUAUGACGAUGUUAACGGCGAUGAAGUGAAGUCUCCUGUCCGAGCCGAGAAACGCCCCAUUGACAACUCAUCGAGUGACGACUCGUCGAGCAGCUCGACAACUGGCGGCCUACAAGUGACUGGAGCGCCGGUGCCCCUCUUUGCGACUCAAGAUGUCUCUGUGGCCGCCGCAAAUAUCGGCAUCCAAGUCCAGAGCGCAGCGUUGCCCAACGGCUCGACGGCUCAAUGCGUCACGGGAAUCACCUUUCAACCCCUUUCUGGAACCAAUGUCUCUAUACCUUGUUCCGCCUAUCCAGGUUCGAACGCGCAGAUUGGAAAUGGAUCACCUUCGACCACGUUGAUUCACUAUCAACAACUUCAGUCUGGAACGACGACCAACGUCCAGACAGGGCCCGUUUCUGCGUCCGGUCUUCAAGUAGUCACUUCUCAAACACCAAGUUUGGCAAUUCACCAGCAAAUACGGUUGCAGUCGCUACAAAUGCCGACAGGUCAACCAGCUCUCGAGCCAAUGGUUUCUGCCGGCCCUACUUCUGUCGCUGCACCGGGCACUUUGGACACGAAAUGGUCGGGAUUUAAUAUGGGAACGUUUACGGUUCCACAUCCGCCAGCAACAACCGGCGAUCAGCAACAGCAACCUCAGAUUGCUGGAGGUUCGCUUCCCGUUUCCGUCCAAUUGGCCAGCUCCUCAACGGAUAAAAAAACAAAAACUGGUAAAAAAUCGAAAGUCGCAUCCACGGCAACGCAACAGCAAAUGUACUCUGCUCCUGCCACUGAUGCAAGCGGACUAGCCAUCGGAGGAAUGGGACUAACUGGUGUCAAUGGCGUAGUUCAAACUGGACAGGCGACUUUCGAUCCUGAUUUUGUGGAUUACGCUGACUACAAUCCCGACUAUUCUUCCUUCCUACCUGGUGUUGUACCGCCUGGAACGACAUCUGUCAAUCCAGGGUCUAUGGCAGCCUCGAUACCUUCAGCGCACUAUGCAAACAUGCCUGCAGGUGCUGCUGGGAUGACGUCUGCCGGUGGUCUUCCAGUUCCUGCUUCCGUUCCGCCGUCUGGAGCAUCAGUGGUGGCAGGAGGAGCAGCUGUCCCUGGCGCCACAUCGGCCAGCCAAUACAGUCAACCUUUGCUACCCAUGCUGGACCUGGACUCUGAGACGGACUCUAACCACGACACUGCGCUGACAUUGGCGUGCACCGGGGGCCACGAAGAACUUGUGGAGCUGCUCUUGUCCAGGAACGCCAAUAUCGAACACCGCGACAAGAAAGGCUUUACCCCGCUGAUCCUGGCCGCCACGGCCGGUCACGAGAAGGUGGUGGAGGUGUUGCUCAAUCACGGCGCCAACAUUGAAGCCCAGUCUGAGCGAACCAAGGACACGGCACUCUCCCUAGCGUGUUCGGGCGGUCGCUACGAAGUGGUGGAGCUCCUCCUCACCCGAGGAGCCAACAAGGAGCACCGCAACGUCUCUGACUACACGCCUCUCUCGCUGGCCGCCUCUGGUGGCUAUGUCAACAUCAUCCGGCUCUUGCUGGCCCACGCCGCUGAGAUCAACUCGCGCACGGGCUCUAAGUUGGGCAUCUCGCCCCUAAUGCUGGCCGCCAUGAACGGACACGUUGCCGCUGUCAAGACGCUGCUGGAAAUGGGCAGCGACAUCAACGCCCAGAUCGAGACGAACAGGAACACGGCGCUAACUCUAGCGUGUUUCCAAGGAAGACACGAGGUCGUGCAACUUCUCCUGGAGAAAAAGGCCAAUGUGGAACACCGUGCCAAGACUGGAUUAACUCCUUUGAUGGAGGCAGCCAGCGGUGGUUACGUUGAAGUCGGCCGAGUACUCCUGGACUAUGGCGCUGACGUCAAUGCGCCUCCCGUACCCUCUUCGCGCGACACUGCGCUCACCAUUGCCUCCGACAAGGGUCAUGUCGACUUUGUGGAACUUUUACUGCAACGGGGUGCCCAGGCGGAUGUCAAAAAUAAGAAAGGCAAUUCACCUCUGUGGCUCUCCGCAAAUGGUGGACACCUAGAAGUGGUAGAAUUGCUGUACAAAGCCAAGGCAGACAUCGAUUCGCAGGACAACCGCAAAGUGUCUUGCCUGAUGGCAGCUUUCCGCAAAGGCCACGUCAAAGUGGUCAAGUGGAUGGUGAAGCGCGUGACUCAAUUCCCCUCUGACCAGGAAAUGACGCGUUUCAUUUCGACGGCCGUCGACAAGGACCUGCUCAAAAAGUGCCACCAUUGCAUGGAGGUGAUCCGAGCGGCCAAAGACCACCAGGCGGCCGAGGCCAACAAGAACGCGGCCAAUCUGCUCGACGAGCUCGACAUGGAAAAGAUCCGAGAGGACUUGAAACGCGCCGCUGCGGCUCGCAAACGCGAGAAGAAGAAGCGCAAGAAGCAGGAGAAGAAACAAGAGAAGAGACGGGCAGAGAGCGACGACCUCGAUAACGAUUCACAGGAAAAUGGCAACGAUAAUGACGAUGAUAAAGAUGGCGAGAACGGAGAGGAUGCAAUGAGCGAAACAGGUGAUGUUGCUGAUUUUGUAGAACCUCCAACGAAUAACAACAAGGAAGUGGAAGAGAAGCAAUCUUCCAAAGCCAAGAAGAGUAAGAAAGGCGCCAAAACAGCCGCACCAGAUACCGCCAUCAGCGUGGAAGAUGCUGUCGUUGAAGUUCCGAAAAGAAAGGAGAAAGAAACGGAGACGGAGAAUCAACAGUUUACCAAGAAAACAUCUCCUCCACCACUGGUCACUACCAGCACCUUCGAAGAUUCGUCUCAAUUGACGAGCCGGGCCAGCAAACGGAAGAAGGAAAACGUGUUGUUGGAUACUUUGAUUAUCACAACCGACAAAUCGGCCAAGAUGCCUACCCCUCCAAGUCAACAGCAGCAACGUAACGGGCCGGAAUUGGACACACUGAAAGAAAUGAAUAAUCUUCCAUCGGCUCUGAAAUCUUUGUCGCCCACUUCUCUGACGAGUCCCAAACGGCCCGUCAAGAGGGAAGAAGGAUGGAAAGAAGUUGUACGUCGAGGGCCAGUCAGCAGUCGGGAGAAUUCCAGCUCGAAUUUGGGCUCUGGAGCCGGAGCCAAGAAGAGUCAGUCGAGCGACCGAUCCUCGGGCACUUUGUCCGUCAUCCAGAGCUCUGAACGGUCCAAGAAAGUGACUGUCCCUUCGAACGCCAUCAGCCGUGUCAUUGGCCGUGCCGGAUGCAACAUCAACGCCAUCCGCGAGAUCUCUGGUGCUCACAUUGAAAUCGAAAAGCAAGGAAAAGGUCAAGGUGAUCGUACGGUUUUGAUAAAAGGUCUAGCAGAAUCCAUCCGCCAAGCACAGCAACUCAUCAGCGCAUUGAUCAAAGAACCUGAAAAAGAGUUUAACGAGUUAAUGGCCAAAUUCCGAGCCGCCAAUGCAGCGGCUAAAGCAGGAGCUUCCGCCACAGGCGCCGGAGUGAAAUCCGCGGCCGCAACGACUGCAUCUGCUGCAUCUCAGCCUAAAGUAACCCGAUCCGCCACGACAAUAGCUUCCAGUAAGCCCACAACAACUGCCCCAGUGUCUGGCCAGCCUGCGCCUGUUCCAAGUACUGUUGCAUGGGGAGCUAUCAAUACUCUGAUUGUGGCUGCAUCUUCGCCCAAAAAGGUAGUGUCUACCUCGGGAUCGAAGACCCCACCCGUUACGUCGGCUCCUUUACUCGUUCAGCAGCCGCAACAACAACAGCAAAAGAGCGGAGCUGUGCGUCAAUUGUUUCCAGAAGCGAAUCCGGCAGUGAUCGCACCCGCAGCAAAGAAAGCCAAUGCCAGCGUUCCAGCUGCUACUACAUCCUCUGCAGCGAUGAAGCCAGUUGUGUCUUACACCGUGGCCGGUAGCAGCGCGUCAGUUCCAACUACCAGUGGUUCAGCCUCGACGCGCACUACCCCGGUCAUUUCGGGUCAAAGCCCAGCACCACCGGCCAAACUGUCUCCACAGCAAAUCGCUCCUCAGGCGCAAUCUAAGGCGUCGGAUAAAACAUCUCCUCUCAUGUCUGCCUCUCUAGCGACAAGUCAACAACAGCAAAUUUCAGUCCAACAGCCGCCGCAGCCUGCGACCUCGCAAGCGCAGAUGAACCAAUUGGGUCCCGUCUGCAGUGGCCAAGCCCAACACGUUUCUGGUCCAUGUUCGGUCUCUGUUCCCAAUUCAAACAGCUUGGUUUCUUCAAGACCCAAUUCUGCCAGCCCUGUUCAAGAUUAUUCGCCAUUUAACAAUCUCUUCAGCAAAGUGGCGCAACAAACCAUGUGGGCCAGAGAGCUCCAGCAACAACAGCAGGGUUCGAAAUCAUCGUCAAAGAAUUUCGCCAGCGUGGCUGCUGCGGGAGUCAGUCCCAUACCAUCUAAGACUCCCACGUCCUUGUCUAACUCCUUAACCGGCCACCAGGCGGACCUUGGACCAUCUCUUCACGUUGUGGAUGCAGCGAAAGCACCUGGCUAUCGCGGGAAUUUAACAGCCUCCAACCAAUCGCAGAGUGAAAUGUCUUCGAUGGAAUUACCGACCUCUUUGGCGUCGAGCGCUCCCGGAACACCUAUUCCCAGCUCUUGUCCCAUUCGAGCUCCGGUCGGCAGUCGCCUGCAUCCAUUGACGCCUCCGCCAAGGAUUGGGACGCCUCCGCUCUUUAACCCGACACCGAUUCAACCUUUAGGUCCAGUCGGAGCUCGCAACAUGCAAUCGAACCAGCAGCCAUCGGGCGGUCCGCCAGAUUCGCACAUGAUGCCUCCGCCACCAGCUGCUUCGCUGGCUCCUGGCGGUCCAUCGGCCACCGUGCGGAUGCGGCCCGCCACGGCGACAAGUCGAAUGCAGCACGAGCCUGCCCAGCAGCAGUCUCAGUUCGACGGGUUGCCAAUGCCCAAUUUCUACGGAAUCACGAGGCCAACAGGACCCAUGGGCGGCGGAGGAGAGAAUAUGCGACAGGCACCAUCAUUCCCCCUAGCGCCCGGAAUGGGCGGACCCCCGAGGUAUAACAACCCUUCCUUAUCAACCACGUUCUCGGCGUCGACGAAAUUGAAUCCCAACGCUCCGGAUUUCGCUACCAGCAGGGGAGGAGGUGGCAGUGGACCACAGCAGCAAGGCUAUCCGGCCCAAAUGUACGGCGUUGGCAAUCGAAUCUCUUUCCCUCCGUCUGGCUAUGGCCUCGGUUCAGCCAACGGCGGUGAUAUGAAACAACAUCAGCACAUGCCAACCCAGACGUUCGGGACCGACUACCCUCCACCUAUUGGCACACCGUUUGGCGCUUCGGCCAAUGACCUUCAUCGUAUGAUGGGAUACCCCGGACCUGGGGUAGCCAACAGGAUGUCUGGUCCGCCUCCUUCCACCCAAACGGGUGGGGGAUUGCUAGAUGGUAAUUCAGGAGGACAAAAUCACGACGCGUACGGUGCUUCGGGAGGACCUCCCCAACACCAACAGCACCAGCACCCGCAACAUCGUUCCAUGCAGGACGAUCAACGCAAACUGCUGAGACCUAUCGGCACCGAGCGCAACAUGACUCGUCGGACUCCUGGACCUCCUCACGGGACUGGGGUCGGUUUCUCACCUGCCGACCUCGGCUUGUGGGGCUUCCACACGGCUCCUGGUGCCGAUAUGAAUGCCAGUGGCGCUGGACCCAUGGCACCUCCUCUGUCCGCAAUGAAUCCAUCGACUUUGCCCCCUGGCCUCAGUCCCAAUGAUUGGAUGGCACUUUCAGGACUCCAUGGACCAAAUGUGUCUGUUCCGGCGCCCAACGCCAAUGACGACGGCGGCCUGUCUUAUCUGCAACAAAAGCAAGGAAUGGGCCACCAUCACCACCAGCACCAUCACCAUCACGCUCUGCUGCAGCGCCAGAUGGAGGGCAUGUCGGAUGGAAAUGAAUCUCUUGAAAUGCAAUUCUCUGCCCAGUCGGGGGUCGGAAUGAACGGAGGACCUAACUCGAAUGCGCCGUAUCACCAACACCACGGAGCCGCUUUUAUGAAUGGCAUGCCUCCACCGGGCAUGCCUGGCGGACCAAUGGGACCGAUGUUCGCAGGUGGACCUGCAGAACAACACGGGGUUGAUAGUGUUAACGGAAUGUGGAUUGGACCUGGCUCCAACAUGAAGGGUAAAGGGAGUGGGCCGUCGCCCAACUCUAUUGUGGGUGACCAGCAACUCUCUGAUGCUGGCAUGGUUUGGUUGAAAUGGAGCCAGCAAUAAAGACACGAUAACAAAUGAUCGUAAAGACAAUGAUACAAAAAAAAAGCAAAGAAGACAGCCAUUAAAAGGCAACUUCAUCAUAAAAAAUAACAGUUGGGAUAUUCAUUGUAUCUGGAAGGAAAGAGUCGACAAAAUGAGGCAAUGGAAUCUGAAGAUAUUUCCCAAUCAUGUGUAUGUGUAUUUUUUUUUUUUUAAUUUUUUUUUUUCCUUUUUUUUAAUUUUCAUUUUUCCUUUUGCCGUACGACCUAUUCAUGAGCGCGACUCUCGGAAUUUUUUUGACCCAAUUGUCAUCUGUUAGAAUGUAGAUAUGAUUCUUUGGGUUUAGAUUAAACAUACACAACCAA
This is a messenger RNA of Daphnia carinata, 10795 nucleotides long. It is a transcript of the gene mask, whose product is annotated as ankyrin repeat and KH domain-containing protein 1-like. The coding region runs from base 201 to 10451 and encodes 3416 amino acids. The transcript has 15 exons. Gene Ontology annotation, cellular component: cytoplasm. Gene Ontology annotation, molecular function: protein binding; RNA binding. Gene Ontology annotation, biological process: innate immune response. The record is from RefSeq and is a predicted model, not a curated record. Lineage: Eukaryota; Metazoa; Arthropoda; Branchiopoda; Diplostraca; Daphniidae.